CCACGAAGGAGCAUGUGACCAGUGACGUCACAGACCUCCUUCUGACAACUCCAUUAUGGCUCAGGUUGGCUUCGCUGCUGUUUUGAGGCUGACAAAUGUUGCGAGGCCUAGUCGGUUCCUGAAUGCACGGAGAGCCCCUCCAGGCCCCAGCGUCCCUGCCCGCACUGCGGUGUCUACAAGCACCGGCGCCAUUCAGCCCAAACCGGAUAAGAUUAGCUUUGGCUUACUGAGAGUGUUCAGUGUUGUGAUCCCAUUCUUGUAUGUUGGAACGCUAAUCAGCAAGAACUUUGCAGCCCUACUUGAAGAACAUGACAUUUUUGUUCCAGAGGAUGAUGAUGACGACGAUUGAGACACUGCACGAGGCAACUACAUCCUAAAAGAAAACGCAAUAAAUCACAAUCAAAUAUCUUGUCAUGGAUUAUUUUGAUGCAAUGUACUACCAUGUAUAGUAAUUAAUAAAUUGAGUUUAAAUCAGAA
Bufo gargarizans (Asiatic toad) is the source of this 477-nucleotide messenger RNA. It is a transcript of the gene SMDT1, whose product is annotated as single-pass membrane protein with aspartate rich tail 1. Gene Ontology annotation, biological process: mitochondrial calcium ion homeostasis; calcium import into the mitochondrion. NCBI's taxonomy places the organism in Eukaryota, Metazoa, Chordata, Amphibia, Anura, Bufonidae. The record is from RefSeq and is a predicted model, not a curated record. The coding region runs from base 56 to 349 and encodes 97 amino acids. Gene Ontology annotation, cellular component: mitochondrial inner membrane; uniplex complex. The transcript has 3 exons.